AUGUCUGCUAAAGCUCAAAACCCUAUGCGUGAGUUGAAGAUCGAGAAAUUGGUCUUGAACAUUUCUGUCGGUGAAUCCGGUGACAGAUUGACCAGAGCUUCCAAGGUCUUGGAACAAUUGUCUGGUCAAACUCCAGUUCAAUCCAAGGCUAGAUACACUGUCAGAACCUUCGGUAUCAGAAGAAACGAAAAGAUUGCCGUCCACGUCACCGUUAGAGGUCCAAAGGCUGAGGAGAUCUUGGAAAGAGGUCUAAAGGUCAAGGAAUACCAAUUGAGAACCAGAAACUUCUCUGAGACCGGUAACUUCGGUUUCGGUAUCCAAGAACACAUUGACUUGGGUAUCAAGUACGACCCAAACAUCGGUAUCUACGGUAUGGACUUCUACAUUGUUGUCGGCAGACCAGGUAACAGAAUCACCAGAAGAAAGAGAUGCAGAGCCACUGUUGGUAACAGCCACAAGACUUCCAAGGAAGACACCAUCGCUUGGUUCAAGCAAAGAUACGACGCUGAAGUCUUGGACAAAUAA
This is a messenger RNA of Lachancea fermentati, 525 nucleotides long. The record is from the annotation of a GenBank genome assembly. Lineage: Eukaryota; Fungi; Ascomycota; Saccharomycetes; Saccharomycetales; Saccharomycetaceae.